Molecule: messenger RNA, 429 nt
Organism: Psylliodes chrysocephalus
Lineage: Eukaryota; Metazoa; Arthropoda; Insecta; Coleoptera; Chrysomelidae
Source: the annotation of a GenBank genome assembly
AUGAGGAGUCGCAAAAUGAUAAUGAAGAAGUUCCUGAAAAUUUUUCUAAUUGGACAAGUGAUGACUAAACCUCCACUAUGGGAUUAUCGUUUGCCAUUAAAAGACAGAAACAGAACAAUUAGGGAAAAUCGGUGGCUCGAAAUUUACGAAGCAUUUAGAGGGCAAGAGAAAGAUGAACUUUAUGACGCUCUAUUAAAUGUAAAUGAUGGCGACAUAACGGUUAAGCACAAGUUUGGUCCUAGAGACAAACACUGUAACCACUGGAUAAUUGAAGUUAUACCAGAAAUCAGGAACAAACUUCUUGAAAAAGAUAGAGUGUACUUAGGAUGGUCAUCUUGCAUAGUUAGAGACCACAUCAGAAUACUAAGAUGCUAUAAGUCCCAAAAAUUUGGACACCACAGCCUGUGGCCGCUGCGGCGAAGUCCAUGA